Molecule: messenger RNA, 531 nt
Organism: Trichoderma citrinoviride
Lineage: Eukaryota; Fungi; Ascomycota; Sordariomycetes; Hypocreales; Hypocreaceae
Exons: 5
Coding region: 1-531 (176 amino acids)
Biological process (GO): medium-chain fatty acid catabolic process; medium-chain fatty acid biosynthetic process
Molecular function (GO): acetylesterase activity; monoacylglycerol lipase activity
Source: RefSeq, a predicted model, not a curated record
AUGUUGCUGAAGAAGUAUCUCAAGAGCGUCUGGCAAGCUACUAUCAGACAUGAGCAAGGCAUCCUAUCAAACACAGAGUUGGACCAAAGGAAGCUUGAGCAAACACAAUACUUGCAUGAGUUUGAUCGUGCUAUUCAAAAGCCACUGUGGAACUAUCCAACCGAAACUGUCUAUUAUCGGGAAGCUUCCUCUGUAAAUCCGCUAUUAUCAGUGCGCAUACCACUUCUGGCAUAUAAUUCCGAGGAUGAUCCCUUGAGCCCCCAAAUUGGCCUUCCCAUCGAAGAAGAGGCCAAAGAGAAUCCUUACGUGGUUCUUGUCGUUACUUCAUUUGGGGGCCAUCUGGGGUGGUUCCAACCUGGCGGUGGCAGAUGGUGCGUCCAGGCGGUGUAUAACACGUUACAGCAAUUUUGGGAUUGUACCGGCCAUGGUGGGCCUUGCAAGAGAUUCAAGGUGCUCAACAGGAGCCAGAUAUCACAUGCACAAGGAAGAUUCUGUUAUGAAUGUAGGAAAUAUUGUACCCAGAUCUACUGA